ACUACAGAGUAAUUUUUAAAAAAGACAGAUCGGGUACCUUUGAUCAUCUCGAAUCAUAAUCGAUCGUCAAUUCUUCAUCGAGUCUGCGAGCUUAGGGAGUUCUGGAGGCAAGGCUUCGGUUCUUGGACUGCAGGAGCCGCGAGGUAGUGACUUUCAUUUGUGCGAGGCUGCGAGCUCCAUCGCCAACGCCAAUCAUUUCUGAAACUCAGCGGUUACCACCUUUGAUUCCUUCCAGCCUCCAGGGUUUAGGGAUUCAUUGCAAAGAAAAGGAUGUCCAGUACUGCCUGUUUUAUGAUCGUGAGUAGGAAUGACAUUCCCAUCUAUGAAGCUGAAGUUGGAGCUGCACAGAAAGAGGAUGCUGCUCAUCAGCACCAGUUCAUUCUACAUGCAGCACUAGACAUUGUUCAGGAUAUGGCAUGGACUACCACCGCAAUGUUCAUGAAGGCAAUUGACCGGUUCAAUGAUUUGGCUGUUUCAGUGUAUGUCACUGCAGGUCAUAUCCUUAAAUAUUGUCCAAUUUCAUGGAAGUUCCAGUAAUUGAUUAUUGAACUUAUGUACAGGACAACAUAAGCCAUGGGGUUUUUUUAUUGCAAAGUUUACUAUCAACGCCAGUAAAAAAAUUUCCUGAAUUUUAUAGCUUGUGUCCCGUAAAGCCAACCUUGUCGUUUUGGCUUAUUUCCUUUUAUCCAAAUUAUGAUAUCCACAAACUCUAAUUCCAUUUUCAAUCAUGAAGGCCAAGACUUUUCUUGGUUGAGUUCUUUAUUUGAAUAAAUAGCUCUGGAGUUAUUUGCUCCUGGUGCUCAAUGGCCGCAUAUACUCAAAAUAUGGCUUUAUUUUAUUAUUGGACACAUCUUUCUGUUUGUUGCUAGCACCUUAAUUUAUACCUCAAAAUUUCUUGCAUUGUUUUCUUUGACUAAUUAACCAUACAUACUCGACUGAUGCUGCUUCACGAUUCUCGCAAUGAUGAUGGGAUCAAAAGCUUCUUCCAAGAAGUUCACGAGCUUUAUAUAAAGUCUCUUCUUAAUCCCCUCUAUUUACCUGGAUCACGGAUUACUUCGUCUCAUUUUGAUACAAAGGUCAGAGCUCUUGCUAGAAAGUAUCUCUGAAGCUUAUAAUUGGCUGGAGCCACCAGUGCCCUGAAAUUAUGCUUGAAAAAAUCUCUGAAGAUUUUUACAGUAGCGUUAGCAUAACACAUUUAUCUUUGUAACGUGAGAAUUUGCUCUUGAAGGUCUUUUUGUGGCCAAUGGUCAUCUAUCAAUUGUUUUCAUCUUCAAAAAACUUCAGAAUUUAUUUUGCCCUUUGAAUGUGUUGCCUAUAUUACUACAAUCAAUAUGCAAUUGAUGAAACUAAUUCUCAGUCAUAUUUGACUAUAAAUGCCUUUGAAGUUU
Messenger RNA from Cuscuta campestris, 1388 nucleotides. The record is from the annotation of a GenBank genome assembly. NCBI's taxonomy places the organism in Eukaryota, Viridiplantae, Streptophyta, Magnoliopsida, Solanales, Convolvulaceae.